CCCAAUUUUUGACCCCACCAGAACUCAGUUAUGUGAGUCUUCAGAGUCACGCUUGUGGCGAACGUGCAUAAGUUCGCUCUCACCUUCGACGCGAAGGCUCAAAAUAUUGCAGACUUCGUCAUUGGCAGCCAGUCAAUCCUCACAUACUCAAUGCCGCCACGAAAAGCUCCAGCUGUCGCCGCGUCGCGGCCGUUGAAGUCCAGCACCGCUGCCGAAGACCACAAGCCUCCGAAGAAGGCUACCGAUUCGUUCGACGAGCUGCUGGAAACGUACUACAAGGGAAAGCACAUUACCGAUCCCAUCAGCACGGCCGAAGACAAAUGGACGCUCCUCCCGGCCUUUCUGAAAGUCAAGGGGCUGGUCAAGCAGCACAUUGAUUCGUUCAACUACUUUGUGGACGUGGAGCUGAAAAAGAUUGUCAAAGCCAACGAGAGGGUUGUGAGUGAUGUGGAUCCGCAGUUCUUUCUACGGUAUACAGACAUUCGCGUGGGCUCGCCACAGCGUAUGGAUAUCGAAAGUAACGCCGAAAUAACGCCGAACGAAUGUCGAUUGCGGGAUCUUACCUAUGCAGCGCCGAUCUACGUCGAUGUCGAAUAUGUGCGCGGAAAGCAGAUUGUCCGACGGCAAGGCAACUUUAUCGGCCGACUGCCAAUAAUGUUGCGCAGUAACAAAUGCGUUUUGAUGGGCAAGGACGAGAUGGAAAUGGCACGGCUGAACGAGUGUCCAUUGGAUCCAGGUGGAUACUUUGUCGUUAACGGGACGGAGAAGGUCAUUUUGGUCCAGGAGCAGCUUAGUAAGAACCGUAUUAUCGUGGAGAGUGAGCCAAAGAAGGGCAUCGUUCAGGCCUCUGUGACCAGUUCCACUCAUGAGCGGAAAUCGAAAACAUAUGUCUUGACAAAGAAAGGCUGCAUCUACCUCCGACACAACUCCCUCAACGAGGAUAUACCCAUUGUUCUUGCCCUAAAAGCGAUGGGAAUUCAGUCGGAUCACGAAAUCCUUCUACUCGUUGCAGGAACCGAUAUGGUGUACCAGGAUACCUUCUCGAUCAACUUCGAAGAGUGCUCAAAGCUCAAGGUAUUCACGCAGAAGCAGGCAUUGGAGUACAUGGGCACCCGGACGAAGAAAAGGGGACCCCCUGGACUGCAGCCCAAGCGGACACCCGAGCGGGAAGCACUUGAGGCCCUGGCUACAAUUGUGUUGGCCCAUGUGCCUGUUGAGAACCUGAACUUUAGACCAAAGGCGCUCUACAUGGCUUUCAUGGCCAGACGAGUGAUCCAAGCCAUGACCAAUCCUGCCUUGGUUGACGAUCGUGAUUAUGUUGGAAACAAGCGGCUGGAAUUGGCAGGACAGUUGCUCUCUCUUCUGUUCGAGGAUCUCUUCAAGAAGUUCAACAGUGAUAUGAAGAUGAGCAUCGACAAGACACUCAAGAAGCCAUCCCGAACUUCUGAGUUUGAUGCUCUACCGCUGUUGAACAAUGGAGCAAGCAUGAUUACGCAAGGAAUGAACCGGGCGAUUUCCACUGGAAACUGGUCGCUAAAACGUUUCAAGAUGGAGCGUGCUGGUGUUACCCACGUCCUCAGUCGCCUGUCAUAUAUCAGUGCGCUUGGUAUGAUGACCCGUAUCUCAUCCCAGUUCGAGAAGACCCGUAAAGUCUCGGGACCUCGUGCACUUCAGCCCUCUCAGUUCGGCAUGUUGUGUCCAUCUGAUACUCCCGAAGGAGAGGCUUGUGGUCUGGUGAAGAAUUUGGCAUUGAUGACACACAUCACAACCGACGACGAAGAAGAGCCCAUCAAGCAGCUUGUGUUUGCACUAGGUGCUGAGGAUGUCACUCUUGUGAGUGGCUUCGAGUUGUAUUCUUCGGGCGCAUACAUUAUCUUCAUCAACGGAACCUGCUAUGGACUCACUCGGUAUCCCAAACGGUUCCUGGAGACUUUCCGCAAGCUGAGGAGGUCAGGAAAGAUUUCAGAGUUUAUCAGUAUCUACAUCAAUCAUCACCAUAAUGGUGUCCACAUCGCUACCGAUGGAGGAAGAAUCUGUCGGCCGUUGGUUAUCGUUGAGAAUAAACGCUCGAGGGUUACCUCACGACAUCUCAAGUCCUUGGCAGCAGGAAGGAUGACGUUCGAAGAUUUCCUUAAGAGGGGACUGGUCGAAUACGUCGACUGCAAUGAGGAGAACGACUCUCACAUCGCCAUAUACGAGCAUGAAAUCGGUGAUACCACAACCCACAUUGAGAUCGAGCCCUUCACUAUCCUCGGAGCCGUGGCCGGAUUGAUCCCAUAUCCGCAUCAUAAUCAGUCACCUCGUAACACAUACCAGUGUGCUAUGGGUAAGCAAGCGAUUGGGGCGAUUGCAUACAACCAGUUUUUGCGCAUUGAUACGUUACUGUAUCUCAUGGUUUACCCGCAGCAGCCUAUGGUCAAGACCAGAACAAUUGAGUUGAUCCAAUAUGACAAGCUGCCCGCUGGGCAAUCCGCCAUUGUUGCCGUCAUGAGUUAUUCCGGCUACGAUAUUGAGGACGCUCUGGUGCUGAACAAAGGAUCUGUCGAUCGAGGAUUCGGACGCUGUCAGGUAUUCAAGAAGUAUGUCACUACCUUGCGGAAGUAUCAAAACGGAUCUGCAGACCGCAUCGGGGACAUCAAACGGCAAGUAAACUCUGCCGGCGAAACGGUGCCUAUCGAGAAGCACGCCGCAUUGGAAGCAGACGGUCUCGCCGCCGUUGGUGAGAAAAUUAAGGAUGAACAAGUUUACAUUAACAAACAAGUUCCCGUCAAUACCGCCGACAUGCCGCAGCUCCUCAACGAAACUCGCCCACCAGAUGAAUAUAAAGACGCCCCGAUGAGAUACAAACUCCCGGACCACGCAUACAUCGACAAGAUCAUGAUCUCGACGGCGGAGAACGAGCAGACUCUUAUCAAAGUCUUGACCCGCCAGACUCGGCGCCCGGAGCUGGGUGACAAGUUCUCUUCUCGACACGGACAGAAGGGAGUUACUGGUAUCAUCGCCCAACAGGAGGAUAUGCCGUUCAAUGAUCUGGGAAUUACCCCGGAUGUUAUCAUGAACCCCCACGGUUUCCCCUCGCGAAUGACUGUCGGGAAGAUGAUCGAGCUGCUAGCAGGCAAGGCGGGUCUGAUGAAUGGAAAGUUGCAGUACGGAACUGCGUUUGGCGGUAGUAAGGUGGACGACAUGGCGAAUAUCCUGGUGGAAAACGGGUUCAGUUACUCCGGGAAGGACUUCGUCACUUCUGGAAUCACCGGAGAAUCACUCGAAGCAUACAUCUUCUUCGGCCCCAUCUACUAUCAAAAGCUGAAGCACAUGGUCCAAGACAAGAUGCACAGUCGAUCGCGCGGACCGCGCGCCGUCCUCACCCGCCAACCAACAGAAGGUCGUUCGAAAAUGGGAGGACUCCGUCUCGGAGAGAUGGAGCGUGACUGUCUCAUUGCCUACGGAGCCUCGCAACUCCUCCUGGAACGUCUCAUGCUCUCGUCCGACGUACACGAGGUGGACCUGUGCGAGCAGUGCGGACUGAUGGGCUACAGUAAUUGGUGCACCACGUGUCAGAGCUCGAAAUCGGUCACAAAGAUGAAGAUUCCGUAUGCGGCAAAACUGUUGAUUCAGGAGCUGCUCAGUAUGAAUGUGCUCUGCAGGAUAAAGCUGAAGGAUAAGUUCCCAUCCUCUGUGUAAAAACAUGGAGGCUACAAACAGAUCGAGAGGACGGGUGGAGGUGCGAGGUGCGGGUAGGGAGGGGGAGUAGAUACAAUGGAAAUAGGUUGUGUUUAUGGGUGGCGUUUGUGAGGACGGUUUAAAUGUGCUUGUGCUUAUGUCUUUUUUUUACAUACUUUUCCCUUCAUGUGUCUCUUCCUCUUGCUUGUAUUGGGUACCUAGUACAUCAAUCUGCUGUGACACGAAAACGAAAU
Messenger RNA from Tricharina praecox, 3914 nucleotides. RefSeq lists its product as uncharacterized. Gene Ontology annotation, molecular function: DNA-directed RNA polymerase activity; DNA binding; ribonucleoside binding. The coding region runs from base 151 to 3681 and encodes 1176 amino acids. Lineage: Eukaryota; Fungi; Ascomycota; Pezizomycetes; Pezizales; Pyronemataceae. Gene Ontology annotation, cellular component: RNA polymerase III complex. The record is from RefSeq and is a predicted model, not a curated record. Gene Ontology annotation, biological process: DNA-templated transcription. The transcript has 7 exons.